AUGCCUGGGUCGUGGUACUACGGUCCGAGUCCCCCUGGGAUGCUGGUGAUCGUGUUAGUAAUAUUGCUCGUCGGCAACCCUGCCCCGGGGGUCCUGGGGUUAAGGACGACCUCGGGCUCACCGUGUUCCGAUAUCUGCAACAAGGAAUCCACCAACACGACGGCGUCGGAAAUCGUCUGUCUGGACACCGACUUCGACAAGGGCAAGGGCAAGACCUUCGAGGAUUGCGUCACUUGCCUGUUGAAGAGCUCUUUUGUGGACCGACCCAGCGGUGAGACAGAUGUAAACUGGGGUCUCUAUAACUUACGCUACGCAUUUACAAGCUGCGUAUUCGGGUAUCCGGCGACAGCAGCGAAUAUCUCCACGCCUUGCACAGUCGGCUGUCAGAGUAUCGAAAGCGCGGUAGUAGACGAUAUCACCAUCCCCAGCGCGAGCAAUUUCGACAAUUGGUGCUCGGCAACUGGCUUUGCCGACAAUGUCAUCAAUGACUGCGAGUUCUGCUACAACCUGACGUACCAGCAGGUGAACCCGCAGGUCUAUAUGGCGAACUUCCUCGAAUCCAUCCGGUACAAUUGCCACUUCAGCACCGGGAUUGGCCUUGCAUUUGACAUCGCCCCAUCGCGCAUCUUCACCGAGACCCUCCUCCCCUCGAGCAUGUCGCUCUCCACUUCCACUUCGACCAGUGGAUCGGGCGUGAAUCUAGGCGUGGUCAUUGGCCUGCCUAUCAUGGGUUUCUUCAUCAUCCUUUGCAGUCUGGGGGCGUGCUGCUUCUUCUUCAUCCGCUGGCAGCGCAAGCGCGUCGGCCGCGGCCGUUACCAGGAUCAUCUGUACGCCCGCUGGAACGACACCUCCAUCAGCACGCCCCAGCAGGCCCAGGGCGGCUGGGGCUCUCCGCAGCAGAUGCAUGCCGCCGGGUAUGGUGCGUACGACCCCGGGUACGGCCCCGGCUUUGGCUUCACGGACAACGACGGGCAAAGCCGCGAGGUGGGAUAUGGCCAUGACUAUUCCCAGUUCGCGUAUUCGCCCGCGAUCACCGAGUCAUCCCCGUCCACUCAGUUUGCCACGCCGCAGGUCGGCGGGUAUGGCUUCUUCGAGCCGGAUCGGAAACAGCCGUACGCGGAGGAGAUCACUCAAUCGCCCCCGCCGCCCCAGCCGUAUGUCUCACCGCAUAUGGGGCAGGACUACUUCGAGCCGGAUCGGAAGCAGCCCUUUUAA
This is a messenger RNA of Penicillium canariense, 1215 nucleotides long. RefSeq lists its product as uncharacterized. Lineage: Eukaryota; Fungi; Ascomycota; Eurotiomycetes; Eurotiales; Aspergillaceae. The transcript is spliced from 3 exons. The record is from RefSeq and is a predicted model, not a curated record. Bases 1 to 1215 code for a protein of 404 amino acids.